UAUGUUCUCGCCUUGCCCUCUGAUUUCUUCGGGGCAAACUCAAUGGUUGGGUUUGUUUUGGCAUUUUGUAGGAAGAAGAGACGUUCAAGCAAACUCACUUCUUCUUUACGAGUCUUUCUCAAGAAUUUUCUUGUAUUCAUAGUAUAAAUUACUGAGAGAAGGCUAGAGACUUUUGCAGAAGUACUUAGUUUCUAAUGAAAUCUUCUCUCUGCAAAUUGAAGAUUUGGGUAUGGACAUUCUUACAUUCAAUGUCACUACAAGUCAUCGUACUGCACAUUUUGGGUCUAAAUUAGUUGAUAAGACCAAAUAUUCAUGUAAAUCAAAGGUCUCCACUAUUAUAAAACCUCAAGUUUUCUGCGCGAGAAUUGAUCAGAGUUGUGGGUUGUUAAGAUUUUCAAGUUCUAAUAAGUUCUUAGAUUAUCCUAAAAAAAUUGAAGUUUCUAAGAAACAUAACGCCCUUAAAGGCAUCAAAGUUGUUAAUUCAAAGGUUUUGAGUGGAAACUACAAUGGUUAUGUGAUUGAAGCAGAUGAAGAUAUGGAGAGUGUCUCUGGAAGUGGAGAAUCAACACCUGAGAUUUUGAUUCCUGGGUUGCCAAAUGAAUCUAGUGGAGAAUGUGGUGCUCCCAUAAAUAGUUGUUUUUGGGAAUGGAAGCCAAAACUUUAUGUGCAUUAUGAAAAAGCUGGAUGUGAAAAUGUCAAAUCUCCACCGGUGCUGUUUCUUCCUGGUUUUGGCGUUGGCUCCUUUCAUUUUGAAAAUCAAUUAAAGGAUUUGGGCCGAGACUAUAGAGUAUGGGCAAUUGAUUUUCUUGGGCAAGGCAUGUCCUUGCCAGUUGAGAAUCCCACCCUGCAGUUAAGGGAAGGAGAUAUUUUAGAAGGGAAGAAUUCCUUUUGGGGAUUCGGAGAUGAAACUGAACCAUGGGCCAAUGAACUUGUUUACUCCAUGGAUUUAUGGCGGGAUCAAGUUCGCUAUUUCAUAGAAGAGGUAAUUGGGGAACCAGUUUAUGUUGUGGGGAACUCACUAGGAGGAUUUGUUGCAAUAUACUUUGCAGCAAGUAACCCACAAUUGGUGAAAGGCGUUACAUUGCUCAAUGCAACCCCGUUUUGGGGAUUUCUGCCCAAUCCAAUAAGAUCCCCACGACUAGCAAGGAUAAUUCCAUGGUCCGGAACAUUUCCUCUGCCUGCAAGUGUGAGAAAGCUUACCGAGUUCUUUUUUGUUGGUUGUACAUUUUCCAGUUGGCAGAAAAUAAGCGAUCCAAAAAGCAUAGCGCAGGUACUUAAACAAGUUUAUGCAGAUCAUUCUACAAAUGUCGAUCAAGUUUUUUCUCGUAUUCUUAAGAUAACACAACAUCCUGCAGCUGCGGCAUCAUUUGCUUCAAUAAUGUUUGCUCCACAGGGACAACUAUCAUUUCGGGAGUGUCUAAUGAGGUGUAAAAUGAACAAUCUUCCCAUCUGUCUAUUGUAUGGGAGAGAGGAUCCCUGGGUGAAGCCCAUCUGGGGCCUUCAGGUGAAACGACAGGUUCCUGAAGCUUCAUAUUAUGAGAUCAGCCCAGCUGGGCACUGCCCUCACGAUGAAGUUCCGGAGGUUGUGAAUUAUUUAAUUCGUGGAUGGCUUAAACACAUUGAAUCUAGUGGUUCGAUUGCACUGCCUUUGCUUGAUGAUCCAGAACGCAGCAUUUUUAGAGACUUAGAAUUUACAAGAGGGGGGUCACAAAAAUCAGUAAAAAUUCGGUUACUGGGAUCAAGUUUCUCUUUCUGGAAUCAGAUUUUCUCUUAUAUUGAGUCUCAAAUGUAGAGAUCAGAAACCAAAUCUUCAUAGCAGUAGCUCCUCUAACAAUGCACAAUGUAAAUCCUUUGCUAUAUUUUGUCUUUUGGUCAAAUACAUCAAUCUAGACUUCAAAUUAUUUUAAAGAAAAUAAGCUGUAUGCAUUUGCUGA
Molecule: messenger RNA, 1934 nt
Organism: Ricinus communis (castor bean)
Lineage: Eukaryota; Viridiplantae; Streptophyta; Magnoliopsida; Malpighiales; Euphorbiaceae
Product: pheophytinase, chloroplastic
Exons: 6
Coding region: 230-1792 (520 amino acids)
Biological process (GO): chlorophyll catabolic process
Cellular component (GO): chloroplast
Molecular function (GO): pheophytinase activity
Source: RefSeq, a predicted model, not a curated record